Messenger RNA from Nicotiana tabacum (common tobacco), 1628 nucleotides. The record is from RefSeq and is a predicted model, not a curated record. NCBI's taxonomy places the organism in Eukaryota, Viridiplantae, Streptophyta, Magnoliopsida, Solanales, Solanaceae.
GUUGUUGAUGUUACUCCAGGGUUGCAGGAGCGAGAUUUCAGGGAUACCCCCUACAUUCCCGUAUACGUUAUGCUACCUAUGGGCAUCAUCAACAUGGAAUGUGAAAUUGUGGAUGCUAAUAAUCUGGUUAACCAACUAAAGAUCUUGAAGUCAGCUAAGGUGGAUGGGGUUGUCGUGGAGUGCUGGUGGGGUAUAGUGGAGGCACAUACCCCACAAAGAUAUAAUUGGAGUGGUUACAAGAGGCUUUUUGAAAUUGUUCGAGAUCUUAACUUAAAACUGCGGGUGGUAAUGGCAUUCCAUGAAUGCGGAGGAAAUGUCGGUGAUGAUGUUCAUAUUCCUCUUCCACAAUGGAUUACAGAAAUUGGUUAUAGAAAUCCUGACAUAUUUUUUUCUGACAAAGAUCUAAGAAGAACCCAUGAAUGUCUCACCUGGGGAGUUGACAAUGAGCGUGUUUUAGGAGGACGAAUUGCUCUUGAGGUUUACUUUGAUUUAAUGAGAAGCUUCCGCGUGAAGUUCGAUGAGUUCUUUGAAAAUGGAGUCAUCUCUGAGAUUGAAAUUGGACUUGGUCCAUGUGGAGAAUUACGAUACCCUUCUCAUCCUGCAAAACUUGGGUGGAAAUAUCCUGGUAUUGGUGAAUUUCAGUGCUAUGAUAAGUACUUGUUAAAUAGCUUGAAAAAGACAGCGGAGGCAUUCGGAUGCUCAUCCUGUGGUAAAGGACCUUGGAAUGCAGGUUCUUACAAUUCGAAACCACAAAACACUGAGUUUUUUCGUGAUGGUGGAGAAUAUAAUAGCAUUUAUGGUAGAUUUUUCUUGAAAUGGUACACUCAAGUUUUAAUUGAUCAUGGUGAUCAAGUACUUGGCUUGGCAAAUUUGUCUUUUAAAGGCACUCCUAUAGCAGCAAAGCUACCAGGAAUCUAUUGGUGGCGCAACACUAAGAGUGGUGCAGCUGAAUUAACAGCUGGCUUUUACAGUGUUAACUGUCGUGAUGGCUAUUCUCCAAUUGCGUCAAUGUUAAAGAAGCACGAGGCAGCUCUGAAUUUCACAUGUCUUGAAUUGCACACAGUUUAUCGGGAUAUUGACUUUCCAGAAGCAUUAGCUGACCCGGAAGGACUAGUUUGGCAGGUGCUAAAUGUUGCAUGGGAAGCCUACAUACCUGUUGCUGGUGAGAAUGCACGUCCAUGCUACCAUAGAGAAGGCUACAACAAGAUCUUGGAAAAUGCCAAGCCUAGGAAUGAUCCAUUUGGUAGACACUACUUAUCUGCGUUUACCUACCUCAGGCUGAGCCCAACUCUGUUGGAGAAACACAAUUUCAUGGAGUUUGAACGAUUUGUGCAGAAGAUGCAUGGUGUACAAUGUAACUAUCUGAGUUGGAGUCAUUUCUGGAAUCUGGAAUAAAUUCCUGUGGCAGCCCCAGGAAUUUGAGUAAGGGUCAUUCCAUAUUUCGAAGUUAUGACAACGUCCGAGUUCUUUAUCGUAAGAGAUUGAUAAUGUCCUGACUGUCACAUUUGUUCAAAAUGCGACCUCAAAAUCACUUCGUUUGUAGGGUUUGUUUUUUUCCUUUGAAAGAUAGGUAUCUUAUAGUGCACCAAUGAUUUAAUAAAUUCAUUUUGCAGUAUCAUUUUAACAUA